AUGCUUAGCCGCACUAAAUUGCGUGAAAUAAUAAUGAAGCAUCAGAAAGUUUUUCAAAAAAAUCAUGUGAAGCCAGCGAAAAAGUCAGGUGAAAAAGAUAAAAGUGCCACCUUGAAAAUUCCCAAUGACAAAUUGGUGGUAGAAAAUUUAGAGGAUGUCGACAUUAAUGCAAUCAAAUUGAUGGGGCGACGUACACCAAUUGAAUAUUUCACUCUUCUGGAGAAAGAUUUCCAUUACAUUAAGCCAAGCAUACACACAGACUAUAGCAAAUUGGAUAUAUUUCAUCGUGCUAUUAGUCCAAUACUCAUUAUAGGUCAAUGUUUUUCGCUGAUGCCUGUUCGUGGUGUUGGCCAUUCGAAUCCGCGUCAAGUACGCUUUACAUUCCGAUCCAUACAAGUGAUGAUUACAUUGAUAUUUUUGUUCGCCAGUUCUACGUUUAAUUUUGCAAUGAUAAAACAUUUGGCAAAAAUUGGGGUAGACGCGAAAAAUUUAGGUAAGAUUGUUAAUGUUUAUUUAUUUUCGUUCCACCACAAUUUACUAAAUUAUUUUUCAUUUUUGUUCCAUAAAAAAAAAAACGAUUCGAUUACUUUCUUUCAUUCAGUCGGUUUCGUCUUCUUUACAUGUGCGCAAUCAUCAACGAUACUCUUCUUUACGCUGGCGCCCCGUUGGCCACGCCUUAUUCGCUUUUGGACUCGCACUGAAAUGAUAUUCGUACGAAAACCUUACGAAAUGCCCAAAACAAAUCUGUCGACUCGGGUGCGACGUGCUGCAUACGCAGUAAUUGCAUUCUCAGCAGUGGAGCAUAUAUUUUAUUUUAUGUCAGCUAUAUACUCUGAAUAUCGUAGAGCACUACUAUGUGGUGCCGCUCAGAAUAUCACUAUUCCUUUCACUUUCGAAGAAUUCGCUUACAGAAACUAUGACUACGUAUUUGAAUUGUUGCCGAAGUCAACGCUUAUUGGUUGCCUUAUUUUGAUAGUGAAUUUUGUCUGCACAUUUGUGUGGAAUUACAUGGAUCUUUUCAUAAUGAUGAUAGGCAAAGGCAUCGCAUAUCGAUUUGAGCAAAUGAAGAUGCGCAUACACACGCUGCUCGAUAAGGAGGUGCCUGAAUCGAUUUUUAUGGAAAUACGAGACCACUAUGUUAAAUUAAUUGAAUUACUCGAGUAUGUGGAUGAGGAUUUGUCUGGCAUAAUUUUGCUAUCCAGUGCGAAUAAUUUAUAUUUCGUUUGCUACCAGCUACUGAAUAUCUUCAAUAAAUUACGUUGGCCAAUUAAUUACGUUUACUUUUGGUUUUCGCUACUUUUCCUAAUCGGACGUACGACUUUUGUUUUUCUCACAGCAGCAUCCAUCAAUGACGAAGCAAAAGACGCUUUAAGUGUGCUGAGGCGUAUACCAGCGAAUACUUUGUGUGUCGAGGUGGAACGUCUAAUAUUUCAAAUGUCGACUACAACGGUGGCGUUAUCAGGCAAGAAAUUCUACUUUCUCACAAGGAGGUUGCUGUUCGGGAUGGCAGGCACUAUUGUCACCUAUGAGCUGGUUUUGCUGCAAUUCGAUGAACCCAACCGGACGAAAGGACUACCCGAUCUACAAAAAAGGCACAUGCACUGCCCUUUGAAGCCUUGUGAGGUCAGAUGGUUGCCCUUAAAAUCAGAUGGUUGCCUAAAACAACAAUAUUAUGAAAUUAUAGACAAGAGCAAGAAGCAUAUGGGGGAAGAAUUCUGGCGGGAUGUGCGUUACGAUUUUAUGGCUCUAGUCGAUGUGCUGAAUCUCUACGAUGAUGGAUUGUCAACACUGAUACUUGUGUCAUGCUGCAAUAAUCUAUACUUUAUAUGUGUGCAAAUAUUUCACAGUUUCAACACUCGAGAAAACUUUAUGAAAGAAAUUUACUUUUGGUUCUCAUUACUAUUCGUAUUGGUGCGCAUUUCAACAAUGAUGUUGUCGGCUGGCGCCGUACAUAGCGAAGCUAAUCAAAUAAUGUCGACCAUGUAUGAGAUACCAACGAAAUUCUGGAACCUUGAACUCAAACGUUUAAAUGAAAUCAUCAUACACGAUUUGAUUGCCUUUAGUGGUAAAAGUUUUUUCUUUUUGACGCGUCGCCUCAUAUUUGCGCUAGCAGAUGCGGUUUCACGGCCUGGCUCUAGUAAGAAAUUGCGACAAGCGGUCAUUAAAAUUUAUAUCGGAGGUAUCGCUGAGAUGGAAACUUCGGGAAAUUCAUCCCAGGCCAUUAACGAUGGAGAGGACGAAAGUCCUACUACCAAAUAUCAAAAUCACUCCAAGGCUCCUAGUGGAGCAGCACAGACUACACCUAGGCAACUCUGGCCACCGUCUUGGAUUGCUAUGAAAAUUGCUGCAAAUAUAACUAAAAAUUGGUUGCAACGUCAGGAGUUGCGCUUGCAACAUAUUAAAUUGUGGCAGCGAAGCCGUAAAGUGGGCAGCGAAAUAGUUGAGUUGAAGCAGCCAAGUGGUACGCCGAAUAUGUUAAAACAACGCAAACGACACCUACGCAUGUUGCAAGCACGGAAUAUUUUUCGUCGCGGCACAAAAAAAGAUUACGAACACUCAGGAAGUUUUUUGGAGGCCAUUGGACCCGUUUUGCUAUUGGCACAGCUAUUUGCCUUGAUGCCCGUUUGUGGUGUGCUCUCAAAGUCUGCAUCAGAAAUGUAUUUUUCUUGGAAAUGUGUGCGCACCUGGUACGCUUUGCUGGUAAUCGCCUGCCUGGGACCCGCCAGUUUGGUCACGAUUUCCGUUGCAUUCCGUGAAUCGUUUAGUUUCGACACAGUUGAGGCGGUCGUUUUCUAUGUAUCGAUAUUUGUUAUUUCUAUAGCAUUUUUUCAAUUGGCACGCAAAUGGCCAGCGCUGAUGCUGCAAUGGGAGCGUACCGAGUCCCAGUUGCCGCCCUUAAAAACGGAAAUGCAGAAAGCAGCUUUGGCGUAUCGUAUAAAAAUGAUCACGCUGGUGGCCACUAUGUGCUCUGUGGUGGAGCAUUUGCUGAGCAUGUUGGGUAUUAUCUAUUAUGUAAACGCGUGUCCAGCCAUGCCGGGACAUCCCAUUCAGAGUUUCCUCUACUCAAAUUGGUCGCAGUUUUUUGUUUACUUCGACUACACCAACCUGGCGGGCAUCUUUGGCAAAGUCUUGAAUGUGAUAUCGACAUUCGCAUGGAAUUUCAAUGAUAUCUUCGUGAUGGCGGUGAGCGUGGCGCUGUCGGCACGUUUUCGCCAACUCAACGAACAUAUGUUGCGUGCAGUCAAGCGGCCAACCACGCAGAAAUUUUGGAUGGAAAAUCGCAUAAAUUAUCGCAAUUUAUGUAAACUAUGCGAAGCUACAGAUGACACCAUUUCCGUUAUUACGCUAUUAUGUUUCUCGAACAACCUAUUUUUUAUAUGCGGAAAAAUUCUUAAGAGCCUACAGAAAAAGCCAUCCUAUUCACACGUUAUGUACUUCUGGUUCUCGCUGGGCUUCCUCUUGAUGCGCACACUAAUGCUAUCGUUGUACAGCGCCGAAAUUAAUGAUGAAUCGCGACGGCCGCUUGUGGUUUUUCGUGGUAUUUCGAGUGAAUAUUGGUGUCCUGAGCUUAAACGUUUUUCGGAGGAAGUGACCACAGACGUGGUUGCACUAUCGGGCAUGAAAUUUUUUCAUUUGACUCGUGGGCUGGUGCUCUCGAUGGCUGGCACUAUUAUCGUGUAUGAAUUGGUGCUAAUCGAUCAGGUGGAGGAUAAGGAUGUGGUUACAGAUUAUUGUACAUCGCGCAAUGUCUAA
This is a messenger RNA of Rhagoletis pomonella (apple maggot), 3753 nucleotides long. RefSeq lists its product as uncharacterized. NCBI's taxonomy places the organism in Eukaryota, Metazoa, Arthropoda, Insecta, Diptera, Tephritidae. Bases 1 to 3753 code for a protein of 1250 amino acids. Gene Ontology annotation, biological process: detection of chemical stimulus involved in sensory perception of taste; sensory perception of sweet taste. The record is from RefSeq and is a predicted model, not a curated record. The transcript has 23 exons. Gene Ontology annotation, cellular component: membrane. Gene Ontology annotation, molecular function: sweet taste receptor activity.